AUAUGUUCAUAUAUACCGCCUACCUAUCGAUGUAUUCAUAUAUUAACCUUCCCUAAGGUAAUUGGAAUCAAUAAACGCGUGAAAGUAUUUAUAUUGCCUAAAGGUUUGUUUUGUGUUGUUGAUAAAAUGGCGAGCAAAAGAAAGCACUCGGGAUCCCAAAAAUUGCAAGACGAAUUCUUAAAAAAACACACGCUUGACUCUGACGAAGAGGAUUCUGACGACUACGAAAGGGAAUAUCUCAAUGAUAGCGACAUUGAAGGCGGCGAGGAGGGCGUGGCAAAAGUGGAAGACGAUGUAAAGGUAACACCCUUUAAUAUGAAGGAAGAACUGGAGGAGGGGCACUUCGACAAAGAUGGUCACUACCAUUGGAACAAGGAGACGGAAGCAAAGGACAAUUGGUUGGACAACAUAGACUGGGUUAAGAUAGGCACACAAAAGAACGCCUUCGACCCGGCCAAAGACGACCAAAACUCGAACUCCUCGGAUGAGGAUAAGAACGAACCCGCGGGCAAGGCCUUUAACUUGUCUAUGAACCUGAUGAAAAUGCUCGAGUUUAUGAAACAGGGAGAAACCGUCAAGAUGGCCCUGCAGCGUCUGGGAAGUCAGCGUCCCGUCCUAACAACCCUUCAAAGGAUUAAGCAGAAAAAGGCCGGCAUUGUUGACCCAAAGACACAGGAAAUUUCUCAGCUCACCGAGCUGGCCAACGAGAUUCUCUCGAAGACGGGGAAUAUGGAUAUAUAUCAGGAUACCUACGAAAGCAUCAAAGCAAAAAUCGCAGAUUUGCCAGGAACAAGCAAACCCAAAGUAGCCGAUGAUAUUGAUAUGUAUGCAGAUGAUUUCGAAACAAAAGAAUUGGAGCGGUCCAAGGCAUCAAAUGAUAGCUCCAAACCAACGACGACUACCUCGGAGGUUACCUGGGAGUUUAAAUGGUCACAGGAUGAGACUGAAAUCCAGGGCCCCUUUUCCACCGAGAAAAUGUUGAAAUGGUCCCAGGAGAACUACUUCAAAAACGGAGUCUAUGUUCGAAAGUGCGGCGAAAACACAACUUUCUAUACUAGCAACCGCAUAGAUUUCGAUUUGUACUUGUAGCCCCUAGGUAUUAAAUUAAAUGCUUUUAAUUAGUUUUCCGCAAAUAGACCUUGUUCUAUGAUAUCUGUAUACUUUACAAGAGGAUUCUCUUAAUUUACACUUUGUUUGAAGUUAAAAUAAAUUUCAUAUGAAUGAUUGAUUACGUCUGCGCUUAAAAGC
Messenger RNA from Drosophila erecta, 1248 nucleotides. It is a transcript of the gene holn1, whose product is annotated as CD2 antigen cytoplasmic tail-binding protein 2 homolog. The coding region runs from base 127 to 1089 and encodes 320 amino acids. The record is from RefSeq and is a predicted model, not a curated record. Gene Ontology annotation, cellular component: U5 snRNP. NCBI's taxonomy places the organism in Eukaryota, Metazoa, Arthropoda, Insecta, Diptera, Drosophilidae. Gene Ontology annotation, molecular function: protein binding. The transcript has 3 exons.